This is a messenger RNA of Nothoprocta perdicaria, 1521 nucleotides long. RefSeq names its product calcium and integrin binding family member 2 (gene CIB2). The coding region runs from base 192 to 647 and encodes 151 amino acids. NCBI's taxonomy places the organism in Eukaryota, Metazoa, Chordata, Aves, Tinamiformes, Tinamidae. The transcript has 6 exons. The record is from RefSeq and is a predicted model, not a curated record. Gene Ontology annotation, molecular function: calcium ion binding.
UAGGCGGGGAGAAACGAGCCCUUUCCCCAGGCAAAACCGAAGCUGCCCUGGCUCGCCGUGGCGAAGUCGGUGCUCGCCCCGGGCACGAGGGGCUCCUCUCGGCGAGACAAAAGGUGGCCGCUAGCGCAUUUAAGGAUUGUACAUUCUUCACUCGGAAAGAAAUCCUUCGGUUGCAUGGCCGGUACCAUGAAAUGGCACCAAACGUUGUGCCUAUGGACUAUACGAAGGAUCCUGAUGUUAAACUACCUAUGCAGCUUAUCAUAAACAUGCCUGAACUAAAGGAGAAUCCCUUCAAGGAAAGGAUUGUUGAAUCGUUCUCAGAAGAUGGAGAAGGGAGCCUCAGCUUCAAUGAUUUUGUGGACAUGUUCUCUGUGCUCAGUGAAAUGGCUCCCAGAGAGCUUAAAGCAAUCUAUGCCUUCAAGAUCUAUGAUUUUAACACAGAUAACUUCAUUUGUAAAGCAGACCUGGAGAAAACGCUCAAUAAGCUGACCCGAGAAGAGCUAACAGCAGAAGAAAUCACGUUAGUUUGUGAGAAAGUAAUAGAAGAAGCUGAUAUGGAUGGUGAUGGAAAACUAGGAUUUGCAGAUUUUGAAAACAUGAUCUCCAAAGCACCAGACUUUCUCAGUACUUUCCACAUAAGAAUCUGAAGUUGUUUCUGUGAGCCACUGUUCCCAGAACUGACUUGCCUGUCCAGCCUCUCUGAAUCUCAGGCACUUUGAGGGCUGCUGUCCCCUGUUACGACUUCGUAGAACUCGGCAAAAGCUACUGAAAUAAUUGUGGGCCACCGAGAGUCAGAAGCUUCAGUUGAUCUGAGAGACGUGGCUACUUCGAACACUGCUGUUGGCCAAGCACUCUGGCAAAGAUGGUUGGUUCUUGGGUUGUAGGGGUUUUUUUAACAGGCAGAACCAGAAGAUUAUUAAAGGUAUUUCCACAUAGUUUUUAUAUUUAUGAAUAUUUAAUACUGCUCUUCAAAGAAAAAAAAAAAAAAAAAAAAUCAUCCGAAAGGUUGACUUUGGUGACUUUUUCCAACUGAUUCUGAAAGAAAGCAAGGGCCUUAACUAAAGAGAUGCCUCUAUCACUGUGUUCUACAGCUGGGGAUCUUGCAUGGAAGUAAUCUUAGGUGAAAGAGCUGCAGUCGGAUCAAGUUCCCAGUGUUGAAGACGACCACAUCCCAGGUUUGCAUUUCAGUUGCUGAAACAGCAGGUGCUGGGUUUGGUGCUUACCUUCAACCAAUGUUUUAUGGACUGUCGUGUCCUUAUAAACCUUGAAGUAUUUGCCUUUUGUAUAUGAUUUGCAUACAUGAUUCAUUUCUUCCUCCAAACUGUUUCCUUACUCUCAAAGGAGGUCUGGCCUUUUUCUCAUUCUCUGGGCUGAUAAUGUAUGGAAGAAUACGAUCGUCUGUAACGGUGAAGAAGUUCAAGAAGCACAGCACUACUACCAAGGACAUAAAAAGACCUUUUCUUUCUAAACCAGCUAUGCAAUCUUUCCCAUAAAAUGCAUGAAUGCAGCUCUGUAUUUUCU